Messenger RNA from Aplosporella prunicola CBS 121167, 4682 nucleotides. RefSeq lists its product as uncharacterized. The coding region runs from base 179 to 4471 and encodes 1430 amino acids. Lineage: Eukaryota; Fungi; Ascomycota; Dothideomycetes; Botryosphaeriales; Aplosporellaceae. The transcript has 2 exons. Gene Ontology annotation, cellular component: intracellular membrane-bounded organelle; membrane. Gene Ontology annotation, molecular function: ATP hydrolysis activity; ATP binding; P-type calcium transporter activity. The record is from RefSeq and is a predicted model, not a curated record. Gene Ontology annotation, biological process: calcium ion transmembrane transport; intracellular calcium ion homeostasis.
ACCACCGCGCGGCCACCCAUCUUUUAGGCAUACAUAUUCUCUCUGUACACCCAUGCUGGACUCGCCAUAAUCGCUACCGCUGCGCCUCUAUAAAAGCGCCUUCCAGCCUUGUCUCACUAGGCUCCUACGAAUCCCUGCUUCUCUUUCAGCCUCAGGACCCCGGUGACAGGCGGUCAACAUGGCUGACAAGGGCACUGAGCACGAGGGGCGCGAUACACCUUCUCCUGGCCCCGCUCGCAGACAACGCGCCCCCACCAUCACCAUUGACACUUCAGCCGUAAACCCCGACAUGGGCAACGCCGUACCGCUGGGAGAUCUGCCCGACAAUGCGUCCUCUAGGAGUUUCGAUUCGAGCGCACAGUCGCCUUCCAGCACCUCGCCCAUUAAUCUACGCAGCCCCAAUUCCUUCGAGAGCGGCCAAGAUAGACCAACCUCGCCUCAUAAUAUUUCCUCGCCUACGGCACGCUUGCACGACCCUACCGCCUACCUCGCCGUACCAAACGGACCGCGCUCAAGAGGCAACUCGGUGGAUUCGCAAACGGAAACCGGACAGUCCGUUUCUAGCAAUGGGGAGACCUACGUCAACACUUCCCCCACGUCUCCGGAAACCCGCAAGAACUUCAAGGGCAACGACGAAAUCCUUAACGAUCAUGAUGCCUUACUUCCGGAUCCGGGUACCGAGGAGGCUUUCGAAGUUCACGACAAUAAGUUUGCGUUUUCGCCCGGCCAGUUAUCCAAAAUGUACAACCCGAAAAGCGUUGGAGCCUUCCAUGCCCUGGGAGGAUUGGCUGGUAUUGCGAAGGGUUUGCAAACCGAUGUGAAGAGUGGUCUUAGCGUGGACGAACAGCAUCUGGAUAAAUACAUAUCUUUCGAGGAAGCGACUACGCCUUCGAGCACGGAGACGGAUCACAAGAAUUCCCGGCCUCAAAAUCUCGCUCGCCAGGAUACGAACGCUUCGCACCGAAAUGGACCAAAAGAAGGAGCUUUUGCGGAUCGGUUACGUGUGUUUUCUGAUAAUAGGUUGCCGGAAAAGAAGCCGAAAAACAUCCUACAGUUGGCAUGGAUGGCCUACAACGACAAGGUUUUGAUUCUCUUGACUAUCGCGGCAGUCAUCUCGCUUGCUCUCGGUUUAUAUCAGACUCUGGGCACGAAGAGCGAGAAUGGCGAGCCUCACGUCGAGUGGGUUGAAGGUGUUGCCAUCAUGGUCGCCAUCAUCAUUGUUGUUGUCGUUGGCGCUAUAAACGAUUGGCAAAAGGAGCGCCAAUUCGUCAAGCUUAACAAGAAGAAGUCCGACAGACUCGUCAAGGUCAUCCGUUCGGGAGAUACGAGGGAGGCCUCCGUUUACGACAUUUUCGUGGGAGACGUAAUGUUGCUGGAACCGGGCGACAUGGUCCCGGUCGACGGCAUCUUCAUCCAGGGCCACAACAUCAAGUGCGACGAAUCUUCGGCAACGGGUGAAUCGGAUCUCCUCAAGAAAACUCCCGCGGAUGAGGUCUGGCGCGCCAUGGAAGCUGGACAGAGUGUCAAGAAGAUGGACCCGUUCAUCCUUUCCGGCGCAAAGGUUUCGGAAGGUGUUGGUUCUUUCUUGGUCACCGCGACGGGUGUGCACUCGAGUUACGGAAAGACGAUGAUGGCUCUCCGGGAAGACAGCGAGGUCACCCCGCUCCAGUCCAAGCUGAACGUGCUCGCUGAGUACAUUGCCAAACUUGGCGGUGGUGCUGCGCUGCUUCUCUUCGUCGUCCUUUUCAUCGAGUUCUUGGUCAAGCUUCCGCACUCCGACAAGAGCCCUAGCGACAAGGGACAGGACUUCCUCAACAUCCUCAUCGUCGCUAUUACCGUCGUCGUCGUCGCUGUUCCGGAAGGUCUUCCCCUCGCUGUGACAUUGGCUCUCGCUUUCGCUACCACAAGGAUGUUGAAGGACAACAACUUGGUGCGACUUCUGCGCUCUUGCGAAACUAUGGGAAAUGCUACGACGGUCUGCUCCGACAAGACUGGUACUUUGACCCAAAAUAAGAUGACUGUGGUAGCAGGCUCGCUUGGCACGUCUCUUCGAUUCGGUGACCGCAAGGGUCGGCCUUCGCAGGAGCCAGGCAGUCCGGACAGCCCUUCCAAGGGAAAGCAAGUGGCUGACGAUCAAGUCGAUGAUGUCUCCCCAACCGAAUUCGCUUCUACUCUGGGCGCUCCCGUCAAGGAACUCUUUGAACAAUCCAUCGUCAUCAACUCUACCGCGUUCGAAGGCGAAGAAGACGGAAAGAAAGCUUUUAUUGGUUCCAAGACCGAAACAGCACUCCUGAACUUCGCGCGCGACUACCUUGGUAUGGGACCGGUCAACGUUGAGCGAUCCAACGCGACUAUUGCACAGCUGGUUCCGUUCGACUCUGGAAGGAAAUGCAUGGCUGCUGUGGUGAAGACUGAUGACGGCAAAUACCGGAUGUACGUCAAGGGUGCCUCUGAAAUCAUGCUGUCCAAAGCGGACACCGUUGUCGAUGCUACCAAGGACCUCUCUGUCCGGAGUCUCACCGAAGACAACCGCCAGGCGCUUUCUCACCUCAUCGAAACGUAUGCUUCUCGGUCACUUCGCACAAUCGGCUUCUUGUAUCGCGACUUUGAACAAUGGCCCCCGAAGGGCGCACAUACGUUGGAGGACGACCCAAGCCAGGCCGACUUCGACGACAUCUUCCGCAACAUGACUUUCCUCGGUCUCGUAGGUAUUCAGGAUCCGCUACGUGAGGGCGUUCGCGACGCGGUUAUGGACUGUCAGAAAGCCGGUGUCUUUGUUCGCAUGGUCACCGGAGAUAACGUCUUGACUGCAAAGGCCAUCGCUGAAGACUGCGGUAUCCUCGUUCCCGGUGGUUUGGUCAUGGAGGGCCCCACGUUCAGAAAGUUGAGCAAACGCCAAAUGGACCAGGCUAUACCCAAGCUGUGCGUGCUUGCACGUUCUAGCCCCGAGGACAAGAGGAUUCUGGUCAAGCGUCUCAAGGAACUUGGUGAGACUGUUGCGGUUACUGGUGAUGGCACCAACGAUGCGCCUGCGCUCAAGACUGCCGACGUCGGUUUCUCCAUGGGUAUUGCUGGUACGGAAGUCGCCAAAGAGGCGUCGGCCAUCAUUCUCAUGGAUGACAACUUCUCUUCGAUCGUCAAGGCUCUCUUAUGGGGUCGUGCCGUCAACGACUCGGUUAAGAAGUUCUUGCAGUUCCAGCUCACUGUCAACAUCACUGCCGUUCUCUUGACGUUCGUUUCGGCCGUCGCCAACCCCAACCAGGAGUCUGUCCUCACUGCUGUCCAGCUUUUGUGGGUCAACCUGAUCAUGGACACUUUCGCGGCAUUGGCGCUUGCGACGGAUCCGCCUACCCCAUCUCUGCUCGAGCGCAAGCCUGACCCCAAGUCGGCGCCACUCAUUACGCUCACUAUGUGGAAGAUGAUCAUUGGUCAGGCUAUUUAUCAGCUCGUUGUCACAUUCAUUCUCUACUUUGCUGGAAGCAGCAUCCUCUCCUACCACAGCGAACAUGAGAAGGACCAGUUGGAGACGCUCGUUUUCAACACCUUCGUGUGGAUGCAAAUCUUCAACGAGUUCAACAACAGACGCCUUGACAACAAGUUCAACAUCUUCGAGGGCAUGCACCGCAACUAUUUCUUCAUUGCCAUCACUUUGAUCAUGAUCGGCGGUCAAGUCUUGAUUGUUUUCGUUGGUGGCGCUGCUUUCUCAGUAACAAAGCUGAAUGGCGCUCAAUGGGGCUACUCGAUUGUGCUUGGCGCUCUUUCAAUUCCGGUUGGUAUUAUCAUCCGCCUAAUUCCAGACGAAGCAAUCAGUGCCUGUGUUCCGGAGCGCUUCAAGCGCAAGCCCACGCCUGAUCUCGUCAUCUCUGAUGACUUUGAGUGGAACCAAGGCCUUCUCGAGAUCCGCGAUGAACUGGCUUUCAUCAAGCGGAUCCGUGGUGGCCGUCUUAGCUCUCUCAAGUUCAAGCUUCAGCACCCGCGCGAGGCAUUCCACCGCUCUCGUAGCAGCCACUCGUUGCCCAGAACUCCGAACAACGAGCGCAGCGACGGCGAGGGCGGUACGCCCGCUCCGCCCACGCCGCUCAGCUCGCACUCGCGCAGCCGCAACCGGUCGCGCUCCAACUCGGCAUUCGGCCCCGCGGCUGCCAUGGCCGGUAUCGUGGCCGGAAGUAUUGCGGGCUGGAGUCCCAUCGAGCGUCGCGACAACGAGGGCAGCGAUGUCAGCUUCUCGCGUGCGCGAGGCAAGUCGGACAUUGAAGCGCAAGAGGGCAUGGGUGUACACCAAGACACGAGGCCAGAGGAUCCAGUGGUAGUGAAGGAGGCGUUGAAGCCGGGCAACCCGCCCAGCCAGAACACGGAGCUGACGCCGAAUUUCGGACUGGGGCCGUUCGCGGGGCAGCCGAAGAUUGACAGAGAGGAUGGAGGCAGCAGCGGCGGGGAUGGCGAUGGCAAGGAUAAGGAUACCCAGCCUUGAGGGCGAAGGUGUACAUAGGCGUAGGUGUUUUUUUUUUUUUUUUUUUUUGCAAAACAAUGCGCAGUUUUCACGACGGUACUUAGAGAGCAGAGUAGCGUGGCGUACCGGAUCACCCGCUGUCGUGUUCUCCUGGGCAUAGAGAGGUUUCUUUGGCUUUUCCUUUUUUCUGCUUCUUUCCUGACUACCCUCUCCUGUAGCGUUUUCAACAUCC